Molecule: messenger RNA, 2574 nt
Organism: Linum trigynum
Lineage: Eukaryota; Viridiplantae; Streptophyta; Magnoliopsida; Malpighiales; Linaceae
Source: the annotation of a GenBank genome assembly
AUGCCGGAGACGAGCAAGGGUGCCGGCGAAUAUAUAGCAAGGGAGGAGCGGCGGCGGAAACCCAUCGCGAGCGAGAUGCGCCGGGAGAUGCUUGUCUGGGUUCACCCCAAAUGCUUCCUUCUCUUCACUGGCAUUCUAAUUCUGCUCAUUUUCGCCUUCUAUAACUCGCAGACGGCUGAAGAGAAUAGAGAAGUGGAGUAUGAGAUCACUCAUAGAGUAUACUUGGAUAUUGAUAUUGAGGAGCAACGUUUAGGUAGAAUCGUUAUUGGAUUAUAUGGUCAGGUUGUACCGAAAACUGUAGAAAACUUCAGGGCAUUGUGUACAGGUGAAAAAGGCACAGGUGCAAAUGGGAAGCCUCUCCACUAUAAAGGAACCCCAUUUCAUCGAAUCGUAUCAGGGUUCAUGAUCCAAGGUGGUGACAUAGUCCACGGAGACGGGAAGGGGAGUGAAUGCAUCUAUGGCGGCAAAUUUCCAGAUGAGAAUUUCAAGGUAAAACAUUCCCAUGCCGGCGUAGUUUCAAUGGUAAAUACAGGACCAGAUUCAAAUGGGUCGCAGUUUUUCAUCACCACCAUAAAAUCCAGCUGGUUGGAUGGAGAGCAUGUGGUGUUUGGGAAAGUGGUUCAAGGGAUGGACUAUGUAUAUGCCAUUGAAGGUGGAGCUGGAACUUACAGUGGGAAACCCAGAAAGAAAGUUGUGAUUGCAGACUCUGCCGCCCUUCCCAGAUUUCCCACUUCCCUUCCUCUAUACCAGCUGCCCGAAUCCGCCGCUGAGUCAACUCGUAGCCAGAGCAAAACAUUCUCAGUAGCAUCAGCAGACUCCUUUCUCAGCUCCGACCACUGCCGCCCGAUUUGGCGGAAUUUCGCAGAUAAAGUUCCCAUCUUUUCCCUUUCUCAAGCUAUGAUGGGAAGUAAUACUGACGAACAGGAUAAAAGAAUUGUUGCCCUUUACGAUUCGCCUACCACUUCAUCAUCAUCCCCAACUCAGCCGCUGCUCUUCAAGCCGCCGCUAGACGAUGAGCACAGCUCCGACCCUAAUCCAGAAUCCGACCCGACCCAGUUCCUCCAGAUCUCUUACAACUCCGGUCACCGGCCGUUCAAGGACCUGCCCUUUCUCAUCCUAUUCCUCCUGGUUCUUCUCAGCACUCUCGGAUUGGGAAUCUUCUCAAUCGUCCACAGAAACCCCAAUUACGGCAACCGUUCGUCGUUUACUUUCGACUCCCGAUCGGCCACCUGCGUUCCCGCCAGCCCGAAUUCAGCUUCCACAGGCGGCAAUUUCUACUAUUUCCUCGUCAAUUCGUUGGGCUCCAGUGGGUUCAUCAGCGGGCUGAUAUGGGCAAUUGUUAUCACGGUGAUUCUCAGCGGACCCAUCUGCUUUCUCCUGCUUUUCUCUCUCAGGCAUUAUACCAAAUACCUUGUGUACGCUUCUCUUCCCUUCUUCAUCAUCAUGCCUGUCUUCUUUAACGUCUACUGGUUCGUUGCAUGCACGCUUAGCUCGUCCUGCAGCGAUGAACUGCCACUGGGUUAUAGGAUUUUCGUCAUGUGUCUCAUCUUUGUGGUGAUCGGGGUCCUUGUUUGGGUUCUAGUUGUGAAUUGGUAUCGGGUUGAGCUGACUAUAAGCAUAAUUGGGAUUGCCGCCGAUGCCCUGUACAAGAAUUUGGGUCUGUUUGUGGCUCUGCCGCUGUUGACGUUUGGUUUGGUGGUAUACUAUGCUCCCUUUGUGGUGUUCUUAGUAUUUGCGAGGUUUAAUGGCAAGAUUGUGCCCAAAGAAUCGAAUGGAGAAUAUCAUUGUGGUUGGAAGGAGGAUAGUUGGGUGCCUGCUUACUUCACGCUUGGGAUAGUUACCUUGUUGUGGUCUUCUGCAAUAAUGGUGGAAGCUCAAGUUUAUGUGAUCAGUGGGACUAUUGCUCAGUGGUACUUCUCGAAGGACGACUCCCCUCCUAAACGUGGCAUAAGAACUUCAUUGCGGAAUGCAUUUGGCCCAUCUUCAGGCAGCAUAUGUCUCUCUGGUUUGAUUAUAUUCAUCGUUCGCAUGGUGAGAGGUGCUGUCGAUAGUGCAAAACGAGAAGAUAGUCCGGGGAUGGUGAAUCUCGUGCUCCGAACAUGUGUCAAUCUGUUCCUCUCUUCAAUCGAAUUUCUGAACAAGUUCACCAUCAAUUUCGUGGCGAUAACUGGGGAAGCCUACUGCACUUCCGCGAGAAUGACUUACGAGCUCCUGAAACGCAACCUUCUCUCCGCAGUUCUGGUGGAGGUUAUCUCUACUCGUAUAUUGGCUGGCAUCACUUUCGUGCUCUCAGCCGUGUAUGCAAUUGUGGUGUGUGCAAUACUGAAGGGUGCCACGAGUCUUGGGACUGAUGCAUACUACAUUGCGAUCCUCGCAUGGUUGGUGCUGAUCGUUGUGCUGGGAUUCUUUGUACAUGUGCUGGACAAUGUGGUCGACACGAUUUACAUAUGUUACGCGAUAGAUAAGGAUAGAGGGGAAGUGUACAAGUCGGAUGUUCAUGAGGUUUAUGUGCAUUUGCCCAUCAGUAGAAACCAGAGGCCGAGCUUGGCUCCUAGAACUGAUGCAGUUGUAUGA